Molecule: messenger RNA, 3107 nt
Organism: Euleptes europaea (tarantolino)
Lineage: Eukaryota; Metazoa; Chordata; Lepidosauria; Squamata; Sphaerodactylidae
Gene: IL6ST
Product: interleukin 6 cytokine family signal transducer
Exons: 16
Coding region: 1-3081 (1026 amino acids)
Biological process (GO): cytokine-mediated signaling pathway
Cellular component (GO): external side of plasma membrane; signaling receptor complex
Molecular function (GO): cytokine binding; cytokine receptor activity
Source: RefSeq, a predicted model, not a curated record
AUGCUGCUUCUACUAGGCAUCACCCUAUGCUGGAAGGAGUCGAGGAGAAGCAACCUGUUGGAUGCUCGAAGCUCCCUCGACGCGCCCAGGGCCCAGCGAUCCCGGCAGCCGGAGGCCCGUUACGGGAAGCGCCUCUUCUCCCGUCUGCCACGCCCCCGGGGGGCGAACGUCACCGCCCUGCCCACCAAUGGCGGCCGGCGCGAGGCGCUGGGGCUGUGGGAGCGGGCUGUCAGUCAGUCAGAGUGCGGGGAGGCGCCUGAGGCGAGGUGGCUGUUGCGGUUUCGAGAGGCCCGGCCAACGGUCGGGGGGCCCCGCGGCCGCCUCCGGGCUCGCGUGGAACGUGGCGGCCGGCCGGGAGUUUUAUUUGUUUCAGAUGGACUUUUGCCGCAUUGUGGCCAAAUCACCCCUGAGUCUCCAGUGGUACCAAUUGGCUCCAAUUUCACAGCAAUAUGUGUUCUCAAUGACACGUGUAAGAAUAUUUAUGGCAAUGUUCAUGCCGAUCAGAUAAUCUGGAAGACUAGAAGUGAGGUGGUUCCCAAGGAACAAUAUAGCGUAAUAAACCGCACUGCUUCUCGUGUGACGUUUAACGACACCUCUACAUUGGCUUCUCCUUUGACUUGCAACAUCUUAGUAGCAGGCAACAUUGAACAGAACAUCUAUGGAAUUCAAAUUCAGUUGGGCUUACCCCCAGAGAAGCCUAAGAAUUUUACUUGCGUUGUGAGUCAAGUAGACAAGGACAAAUACACUCUGACAUGUACCUGGGAACCUGGAUGGAGUACUUUCCUAACCACCAAGUAUUAUUUAAAACAUCGGUGGGACAAUGAGGACUUUCCUGACUGCAUCCCCAGCGGCGUAAAUAACACUUGCACCAUUGAAAAUGUUUUAUUGUUUGUCAACCUUAAGGUGUGGUUGGAAGCCAAGAAUGACCUUGGGACGGCUGAAUCUGAAAACAUUACAUUUGAUCCUUCAACAUGUGUGAAACUUCUACCUCCACACAAGGUUUUAGUUGACAUAAGUGAACUUUCCACAGUUCUGAAACUGUUGUGGGAAGAUCGGUUUGCUUCAGAGUUGGACUUGGAAUAUAACAUUCGGUACAAAGUCAUUGACAGUUUGGACUGGCUAGAGGUUCCUCCUGAAGACACGGCAACACGGAGAACUUCUUUCAUUCUCCAAGAUUUGAAGCCCCAUACCAAGUAUGUUUGUCAGCUGCGUUCUAAGAUUAAAGACCGGAUACACACGACACGGAGUGAAAACUGUCCAUCUCGUUGGAGUGACUGGAGUAAAGAAGCCGUUGGGAUCACCGCUGAAGAUAAACCAUCUAAGGGGCCAGCUUUGUGGAGAAAGAUCAUUGCUUCUCCUUCACCAGGAAACAGAACAGUGCUGCUCACCUGGAAGGAGUUGGAUCCUUCUGUCGCCAAAGGAAUAAUUUUAAGGUAUGAAGUAAUCGUCACGGCAAAGCCGCCGCUUUCUUUGUCAUCUGAGUUCUUCAGUUUGAACACCACCCAGCUGGUUCUUAGUAUACAGAAUGGGACGUAUGAAGUACGAGUCACAGCAUAUAACAGCGUUGGCUCAUCUCCUGCAUCACUUUUGAUUAUCCCAGCACCUAACUCAAAAGGCCUUUCAGCUCCUGUGAAAGAUGUUAAAGCGUUUCCUAAAGGUGAAAGGCUCUGGGUGGAGUGGACGGCUGCCAAUGAUUAUGCCAAUAAAUACAUAAUUGAAUGGUGUGAACAGUGUGACAGCUCAAGUUGCAGUUUUGAAUGGCAGCAGGAACCUGGAACAGCACAAGGCUCAUUUUUAAGAGGAAAUAUAAAGCCACUCAAAUGUUACUUGAUAACCGUGUAUCCGUUAUAUGCCAAUGGUCCAGGAGUUGGAAAAUCAACAGAAGCUUACCUUCGACAAGGUGAGCCGGCAAAAGGUCCCAGUGUUCGAACAAAGAAAGUUAGGAAAAAUGAAGCCGUUUUAGAAUGGGUUCCUCUUUCUGUGGCAGAACGGAAUGGAUUCAUCAGAUAUUACUCAAUAUCUUAUAAACUGGGGAAUGGAAAUGAAACAGUUAUUAAUGUGGACCCCUCCACAACAGAAUAUACACUAUCAUCCUUAUCAAGUGACACUUUGUAUAUGGUACAGAUGGCAGCAGUCACAGAGAAGGGAGGAAAACGUGGUCCCGCUUUCACAUUUACUACUCAGAAGUUUGGGGAAGGAGAAAUUGAAGCAAUAGUUGUCCCUGUGUGUCUAGCAUUCCUGCUACUUACUCUCUUGGGAGUGCUGUUCUGCUUCAACAAGCGAGAUGUCAUCAAGAAGCAUAUCUGGCCGAAUGUGCCUGAUCCUUCCAAGAGUGUAAUUGCUCAGUGGUCACCUCAAACACCAUCUAAGCAUUUUAAUUCCAAAGAACAGAUAUAUCCAGAAGGCAGCUUGACAGAUGUCAGCGUGGUCGAAAUUGAAGCUGAUGACAAGAAAUCCUUUUCUGAACAGGACCUGAAGCCUUUUGACUUGCUUAAAAAGGAGAAAAAUGCCUCUGAGGGCCACAGUAGCGGUAUAGGGGGGUCCUCCUGCAUGUCAUCUCCUCGACAGAGCGUUUCGGACAGUGAUGAAGGUGAACCUGCUCAGAACACUUCCAGCACCGUGCAGUAUUCAACCGUAGUGCUCAACGGCUACAGAGACCAGAUACCUUCAGUUCAGACCUUUUCCAGGUCCGAAUCUACCCAACCCCUGCUGGAUUCAGAGGAGCGGCCAGAAGAGCAGCACGUAGUGGUCAGCGGUGGCGGCUCAACCCCGGCACACCGCUAUUUCAAACAGAAUUGUAACCGGGAGGAGCCCUUCGUCGACGAGUCUCAUUUAGAAGGAGUAAAACCAAUUUCUCCAAUAAAUGAAGAAGAUGCUGCCGGACUUCAGGCCCCACAAGCGUGUGGCUCCAUCCCAGAAAGAGAGGAUCAGGAAGCUGCUUUAGCAGGCGUCUUCCACCCAAGCCCUGAAGGACAAACUCGGCAGUUUGAAACUUUGGGCAUAAAGGCAGUAACUGAGGAUGAGAUGCCAAAAUGUUAUCUACCACAGACUGUGAGGCAGGGUGGUUACAUGCCCCAGUGACUAAGAGAGAGUGCCUCUUGCUAGGC